AAUUUGAGAAUCAGCACUCUUGUUUAAAUUAAUAGAUGCAGUACCAUAAUCACCAACGGCAGAAGCAUGAUCAGAUGAUGUCUGUUCACAGACUUCUCCACGAUUAAAAUUAAUCGAUUUUAAAUUAGAAGUCAUUAAGACUUAAAAUUCACAACAAGAGAAAUCUGAAGAAAAAAAUUUCUCGUGAAAGCACGUAAACACGUGACUGUAAGGAGGAGAAGAAAGAAUAAACAAAUAUAAUGUAAAGAAAGAGAAAAGAUGCGACUUAUCUGUAGCCUGUAUAAGUGAAGGAUUAUUUUUAUGGAUUCGUACACAACUAUUGAAUUAUAAUGUUUUUAUUCCUGAUGAAGAUGAAUAUGAUGACAUUGAUAGUGAACUAAAUCAUAUAAUUCAAAGUAUCAAAUAUCAACUAUAUGCUACUCGAUUAUAUGUUCUCCUUCUCGUCAUAACUCUUUAUAUUCUUUUCUUUGUAACUUUGACUAACCAACAAACACGUUUGAAUACUGUUUCAAAUGUAAAUCCAACUCUUUUUGAUAAACUUCGUGCUGAUUAUGAUGAAACACUUUCAUGUCCAUGUUCAACAAAUCUUAUACCAUAUGAUACUUUUGUUUCCAACACAAUUACAUUUCAUUCUAUAUGUUCGAGUUAUUUUGUUAGUAGAGAAUGGAUUGAUUUUCUCUAUUUAUCAGAUGCAUUCAAAUAUUUUAUGAUGGAUUUUCGAGCAACUGCCAGUUAUCAGUUUCAACUUCUCGCUGCACUUUGCUUAUUCUCUAUGCAGACAAUAUCGCAAACAAAAACCAAUAUUGCAAGUGAACAAUUCUUUUCGGUUGAACUUCUUUCCAAACAAGAAGUUCAAGUUAAAAUUCAGACAAAUAUAGACCUCAUCCGUAGCGGAAUACUUGCUCAAGUUAAUUUACAUUUUGAUUUUCUUCAAAUUUUUGCUCGAUCAAAUUCUUUUAUCACAGCGCUCAAUACCAAUACUUUCAUUAUCGAUUGGCGCACAAUUAGUGACGUCGCUACAAUAAAAGAUGUAUUACAAAUAAUAUUUGUGAGAUACAUUGACCUAGAUGCUUCUAGCUCAUCUGGUCUUGUUUCAACAUGUGAUCUUAUCAAUGGGAUAGUUGUUCCAUCUGGAUUUCUUUCGUUUGCAGCAGAAAAUGGUCUUUACGAUAUCACCUAUCGACAGUAUUGGCCUUCAUAUCCACCUGAUUUUGAACCAGAUAUAUCUGCAUUAGUUGACGGAUUCUUCAGUGGAUGUACACCACUUGAUGGUAUUUUACAAAGCACAUUUGAUUGUCUUUAUAAUCUAACUUGCCUACAAGUUCUUGCUGAUUAUUUUCCCGAUCUGUAUCAAAUAGAUUUCCAUUCAAUCAGUUUAAAUUCAUCCUUAAAUCAAACACAUAUUCCAUUGAGUGAACAUUUUAGAAAUCUUUUCGUUGAACAAUGGUCAACAGACAUUAAUUAUUCGAAAUAUUUUACGGCGUGUGCUUCGAAAUCUUGUACUUACACUCAAAUUAUUCAAAUAAAUUAUUCGUACACAAUUACACUUUUUAUUAGUCUAUAUGGUGGUCUUACUAUUCUGCUUCGUACACUGUCGUCUGGCUCAAUUAAGAUUUCAAUCAAAUGCGGAUGUCGUUCAGACCAUCCAAGAGCCAAAAGCGUAUCUGUCACAAUGCUUUUACAACGAUUUGGAACUUGGCUGAAACAGUUAAAUCUAUUUAAAUCAACAAAGAAUCGAACGCCAACGGAUAUACAAUAUCAAGAAUUCAGUACACGUGUUUAUUUAAUUUUACUUGCAAGUUCGAUUGUUAUUUAUACGAUGUUUACUUCGCUUAGUACUCACUUGGUAAUCGAAACUGAAUCAUAUCCAUCGUUUGCUAAAUAUAAUGAAUUAUGGAAAUCAUAUUCGAGUACGUUGAAAUGUCCUUGUUCGGACAUCUCAGUACCUUACUCAAAUAUCACAUCAAUAACUCCACAUAUUCAUCAAAUUUGUUCAAGUAUCUUCGUUAGUGAAAUGUGGAUUUCAUUAACGCGAACAAUAUCUCGUUCUUCAUGGUUUGGUUUAGAUGCUCGACAUUUUCGACUAUUGUCUAGUAUAUGUAAUCUCAUUAAUCGAACAACUGACGAUGCUCUACGUCGAUUCAAUGCUCAAUUUUUUGUUACUUCUAAUGUUAUUAGUGAAGUUGAAUUCAAUGCUCAACUGAACAUUAUCGUCAAUCAACUCAUUGAAUCAUUAGUCAUCAAUUUUGGUCUUCUCAUCAAUUUUACACGACUUUUCACGCAAAUUGAUGAACCUUUCACUAGUCAAAACUACAAUAAUUUACAAUCAUUCGACAUAGCCUUACACGGUACAAAUCAGAAUAUAAUUGAUCAAUUACCACCGAAAUUGACAUUCCGGUUGACAGGUAUCAUCGAUUACAAUGGAACAUCUACAGAUUGUAUCUGUGCUCUCGACACUCAUUGUCAAUAUGCAGUUACAUUUUAUGAUUGGCAGGAUUUCUUCAUGACCGAGCCUUACGUUGUACCUGGCAUGACGGUAGGGUGUUUCGUGUUUGACACACUCAAACUUUCGACACUCGAAUGUUUUUAUUCAAAUCUUUGUUUAUCUUUGUUUUAUUAUUAUAUUAAUCAAACAAUGUUGAAAUCAGAUACAGGAGUUGAAUGGUUCCGAGUUCAUCCUUUAAUUUAUGAUCAAGAUUCGACUCAAUUUGCUCCCGAGACUUCACUCGAAUUUAUAUUUAACGAAAUGAUGAUGGAACCAUGGAAUAUAUCUUUAUCUUUUAAAAAAUAUUAUGCAAAAUGUGCACCUAUCUAUUGCACAUAUUCUCAGAUUGCUUCUACGAAAAGUUUGAUGACGAUGAUAAUAGCGUUCAUAUCUUUAAUCAGUGGUCUUACGGCUGCAUUACACGUUAUCACACCUCAACUUGUCAAAGCGAUCUUCUUUUUUUUCUUAAUUCAGCCACAUAUCGAAGAGCAGAGACAACGUACUCAAUCAAGUUUUCGUCAAAAAUUAAUAACAAUAUGGCGAAAAUUGGUUAUGUUUUUAUUCACAAAAAUAUUUAGUAUGAACAUAUUUCCUCCGCGACGUUUCCCAGGUGACAUCGAUGCAGCCAAACGAAAAUAUUUAGGUCAAUACGCAACUCGGCUCUAUAUUGUUCUUCUGAUCUUUGGUCUCUCAAUACUAACCAUCUAUGCCGCUGUGGAUCCUCAAAUUCUGACAAAAACAUUUUCUAAGCCGUCACUCAGUGACUAUCGCCGUCUCAUACGUGAUCAUAACGAUACACUUCAAUGUCCAUGUUCGACAAUUUCAUCAAUAUUACAUCAAUAUGUGUCAAUAAAACCAGUUUUUCAUCAGGUUUGUUCGAGUGCAUUUGUUUCGAGUGAAUGGAGAGCAAAAAUUCUAGCCGGCUUCAAUCCUAAUCUGUUGGUAUAUGACAAACACGAUUAUCGUCGGUUUCUUUUCGCACAUUUUCAAUUUCUUUAUGGUUUGUGUGAUAUUUCUGCGCGUUCAGUCAAUGAAACGAUUGAUACAUUUCUCUCUUCGUCGUUUAUCACAUCCCAACUGCGAUCGGAAUCAGAUCUCAGUACAUAUAUUAAUUUACUGCUUGAACAAAGUAAAUCCCAAGCUCCCCAGACACUCACUCGCCUACUUUUCCUACUUCUAUCCAUCAAUCGUGGCAAUGCAUUUAUAUCAACAUAUGGAUCUAACUAUCAAUAUUUAAUUCCUCCAUUCAAUGGAACUACAAUAUAUGGUACGUGGAGUGUGGCAUACACCAUUCCCAUCAAAUAUGACAAUAACUGUUCGUGCGCAUUUAAUACGAAUUGCACAACUACAGCCAAGUUUUUUAACAACAAUUCGUCAGAAAUGAUAUCGGUUGAAGGUUUUAGAAUGGGUUGCACACCAUCAGAAUCUUUUUUUGCGUCGAAUCUUCAAUGUUUAUAUAAUUUAUCAUGCAUCAAUCUCAUUCAACAACAAAUUAACUGCACAAAUGCGACAACUAUGGAUGCACUUAAUUCAACAGAUCAAAGUCGAUUUUUUAUGAAUAUAACCAUACAAGACUUUUUCAAUGAUCUUUUCAUUGAAAAUUGGUCAACGGUCAUCAACUACUCAGUAUAUUUUGAUCGUUGUGCACCUGCAUUUUGUUCCUAUACUUACAUUGAACAGGCUAAUUCACUGCAUACAAUAACCUUUUUACUGGGACUUUAUGGUGGACUCAAUGUUGUUCUCAAAUGGAUAUGUCCCACAGUAAUUUAUGUGAUAUUUCAAGCGUAUCAGCAUCGAAAGAAACGAUCAAAUAUCGUCAUGGCGACCAGUGAUACAUGUGAUGGAACAAAUAUUUCAAUCAAUUUAUCCAAUGACAAUGUUCAGACAGAGUCCAGAAUUCCCUUAACGCUGUUACGAUUCCUGUUCUUUGGUAUUUUAUUGUUCCUGUUUGUUGGUUUAGGUUUUCUUGGACCAAUUAUUUAUCUUCAUGGAAAAGAAGACCAUCAAGCUUAUCGACAAAACACGAUCAGCACUAUAAUGACUGAUGUGCCGACACCCUCAAUGUCAGGUGUCAUCUCAUCAGCUCCAACUUGUCAGUUAACGUUUCAACCUGCAAAAUCAUAUUUUAUGGGCUCUGAUGCAUAUCCAACGGGAAUUGCAGUCGGGAAUUUGAACGAUGAUGCAUAUCAAGAUCUUGCUGUCGCUAACUUCCAUGCCAAUAAUAUACGUAUCUUAUUUGGUGAUAGUAAUGGAACUUUACAAUCACAAAUGACAUUAUUCACUGGACCAGGUAGCAGUCCACGCUCAAUUAUUCUUAGUGACUUCAACUACGAUGGACACCUAGAUAUUGCUACAGCGUUUACGGACAAUAGUAGUGUAGGCGUAUUCCUUAACUUGGGCAAUGGAAGCUUCGGAGAGCAAAUGAUAGUCUCGACUGCACCUUACUGUCAUCCGUUUUUACUUCUAGGUGAAGAUUUGAAUAAAGAUGGCAAACAAGAUCUGAUUACUAUCGGUUACAGCAUGGAAAAUAUGGUUAUCCUCUUUGGUAACGGUGAUGGUACUUUUUCACUAAAAUGGUUGCCACUUAGUAAUAUUGAACAAAUAGUUGCUGGUGACUUUAACAACGAUGGCAUAUUAGAUCUUGCUGGACUUUAUAGUUACUGUUAUGGUGCAUUUGUAAUAUUCGAUAGAAAUGAUGGAUCUUUCAGGAAUUCGCAGAUGUUGCCAGUAGGACAGUAUAGUUGUCCUACCUCAAUUGCUGUGGGCGACUUUAAUCAUGAUGAUUACUUAGAUUUGGCUAUUGCAGCUGAAACCACAAAUAUUAUCAGUAUUCAUCUUGGCAAUAGUAACGGAACUUUUCAAAACCCCACGACAUAUGGAACUGGAAGCUUUGGUGGUCCUUGUUGGAUCAAUCUCGGUGACUUUAAUAAUGAUUAUCAAUUAGAUAUUGUUGUUACAAACUUCCGUAAACAUAAUGUUGGAAUAUUCACAGGUAUUGGUAAUGGAACUUUCUUACAGCGUGUGACAUUCUCAUUAACAAAACAUGGUAGUUCUUGCUGGUUUGAUACAGGCGAUUUCGAUAAUGAUGGCAAACGAGACAUUGCUAUUACCGAUACUUCCAAUAGUACAGUAAUAAUCUUACUUAAUUCAUGUGAUUGCUGCUGA
Adineta ricciae is the source of this 5650-nucleotide messenger RNA. The record is from the annotation of a GenBank genome assembly. NCBI's taxonomy places the organism in Eukaryota, Metazoa, Rotifera, Eurotatoria, Adinetida, Adinetidae.